AUGCGUGUCUCUGCUCUCUUCUUCGCUGCUGUCUUGUCUCUGGCUUCAGCCAAAAAGAUCAACAUGCACUGCAAUUUUGCAGAGGACCACACUGGCAUGGUUCAGGAGCCCUACUGCUGCCGUGAUAUGGCACCGGCACGAGGAAAUUCUAAGGCCAACGAGGCAAUGGACUGUGAUAACCUCAAGCAGCCCCAAUUGUGUGAAGAUCAGUCGCGUCCGGCCUGCUGCUACUCUAUUGGCCCAAAGAAGAUUUGCACUUCGCACGUUGUCUUCAUGGAUGCAGAGGAUGUUUAA
Penicillium antarcticum is the source of this 294-nucleotide messenger RNA. RefSeq lists its product as uncharacterized. Bases 1 to 294 code for a protein of 97 amino acids. The record is from RefSeq and is a predicted model, not a curated record. The transcript has 3 exons. Lineage: Eukaryota; Fungi; Ascomycota; Eurotiomycetes; Eurotiales; Aspergillaceae.